Molecule: messenger RNA, 1794 nt
Organism: Cyclopterus lumpus (lumpfish)
Lineage: Eukaryota; Metazoa; Chordata; Actinopteri; Perciformes; Cyclopteridae
Product: scaffold attachment factor B1
Exons: 7
Coding region: 103-918 (271 amino acids)
Source: RefSeq, a predicted model, not a curated record
GAUUCUCCGCCAAGUUGAGCUACACGUCAGUAGGGGACCUGUACUGGUGACUGGACGUGUGCAGCGCGCGUCAGACGGUUCCCGGAUGCACCGAACAGAAACAUGGAACGGGUGCUGGUGGAAGUGCCGAUCAACAACGGUUUUUCCCUCGCUGGCCACUCCACGGCCCCACGGAAGCGCCAGGUGCGCUUUUCAGCGCGCCAUGACAUCAUCCUGCUGCGGGAGGUUAUCGGCCAGAACCCCUUUGCCUCCAAAGAGCCAGGGCGGAUCUGGGCCCGUGUGGGGGAGAUCAUCACUGCAGCGCUCCAAGAUGAAAGCUUUGAGGUGGAUGCCAGGAGGUGUAGGGAGAGGACCAUGCUGCUGCUGGACUACUACAAGAAACAAGACUUCCCAAGUCUGCGCAGAUUUGGAACGGAGAGGUUGUACGCCCAAAAGGAAGACCUGCUCCACGAGGUGUUGGAGCUGGAGGCUGAGAAGGGGCUCCUGGCCAGCGGCGAGAGCACAAAGUACCAGGAGGAUGAACUGAGAAGGCGAGCCAUGGAAGAACUAACUCUACCAGAACAGGACAAACCCAACAUCACCGUCACACAAACCGCAGCAGCAGAACCAGAAGAUGGCCGCGAAGAUAUGGUAGAGCUUUCAGCGGCGCCUACAGCCAAGAGGCCCUGCCAGUGUUGCUGCCAGACCUACUCUGAGAUUCUCAGCUUCCUGGAGAAACGCUCGGAGGCGGAGCAACGGCUACGAGAGGAGGAGCUUGCCCUGCGCCGGGAGGAGCUUGAGAUUCAAAGGAGUAAGAUCACUCUGGAGAGGGAACGUCUGGGAGCUGAGAGAAAAGAAAGGGAAAGGAGAUUUGAGCUGGAGAGCCAAGAGAGGCAGGUCAUCUUGGACCUGCUAAAAGAAAAGGUGCUGAAAGGCUGAAGAGCUGCAUCACCUGCAUCUAAUGCCAUCUUCUAACCACUUUAUGUGUGGCUGGUGCACAAAGCACCAUAAUACGACAUGAACGUGCAGACAGUGUUUAAAAGCUGCAAUUUGUGCAUAAACCAGCUGGACAUCGCUGACCCAUGUAGAUCCCAAUAGACACUCCCUGACUUGUAAUCCUCAUGGCACGGUCUGCACGAGGAUUUAAAAGCGCUGCAACUGCUGGAGUGUCCCCUCAGAGGUGGAAUGCACCAAAGGGUGUGGUGCGUGCUGCUGUGUCUUAGGUGUGGCGGUCCCCCAAGCCGUUACUGGCAGACAGGAUCACCCCGUUUUCACGAGUCCUGUUCACACUGUAUUAUUUUCUGCUGCCUGUAUAAAACAUAUGGAGGAACAGCUAAGAAAAGCUUGUUUGUUCACACAGUUCACAUCAAAGUUGUGGUGCAGCUCAAGUUUUUGAAAACUCUGUAGCGUUGCACAGUGAUGACUUUGAACAUGCUUUUUUAAUUUGAAGACAUUUUUGAUUAAAGUAGAAGUAAAACUAUAUUUUACUGACUGUGAAUCCACUGGUAGGCACUUUUUUUACUGCAAACAAUACAAGCCAUUUAGUGGCUGUCCACAUUCUAUAGAUCAUACAGAAACAACUUUUUUAUUUGAACUUCAGUUUGCCGUGAAGGUAAAGUGAACGGACAUUGGUUGCAUAGACAUGGAAUGUAUGACAGCAGCACCUUUUAUUACGUGUUGCAGUUUUAUUAGAUGACAGUUGCUAAUGGACCUCUGUAUAUUUUUCAUUAAAAAAUGCUAUUUUUCUUCAAGUCCACAUAAAAUAGCCUAUGAUGUAUACAAUGAAAGCACCACGAAUAAUAAAUAAAUGACGUG